UCAGAUCUGAAGCACAACAAGCAUUAAGCAUGCCACGUAUUGAAAAUACGCACAUACACACAGUGUCCUGGUAAAGCGUGCAAACCUGCACCGUACUGCCGAUCACAGAGUGAAUCGUGAAUUCUCUGGUACAUGACGUGAGAUGUGGAUUGUAACUUCUGUCCAUGGUUACCUUAAUUAAACUACAGUAACGCUUUAUGAGAAAGACUGUGAUUCGGCCGACGUUUUUGGAGUGGAGCUUUAGGCAGAAAGGGGAAUUUUGUGGACUUCACCAAGUUUCAGUUUGUCGCUGGCGUCAACAGGAAAUCGAUCGAACAUGUGUGUCGCAUUGAGUGUCAGUAGACCAAGGCCUGGUUAGGCAGGAACUGCAUUGUACUGUCACACCGCACCCCACCGGUAACGCCAGCGUUCAUUUGAACUUCUCUUUGAUUCUGGCACAGUAUCCGUAGUCUUCUCUGUUGAGUGUACAUUUACAUUUCCUUCAAGUAUGUGAACACGUGUGUAAGGGCUUUUACGACCACGCUGUUGCUAGGUUAUAAACCAUGUAAAAGCAUCAGUUACAUGGAAAUUGAUCAAGCCACCAGUGAAUACGUCCACGGAUGUCUUGCCUCAGCUGGAAAGCCAUGCAGGUGAUAUUUCUCAAGGUCCUGAGUUCAUCAGCGGCCAUCGUGGCCACCUUUAUGACUCUGAGUACAUUACUGAUGAUGAAUCUCUUGAACAGUAAACCGCACCAUCUCAAUAACCAUGAUAACACUGAGAGAAGUAGCCGUUAUUCACUUAGUCCUGGCCGGCAGAUCAUGACUGUUCCUCACUUGGAGAAAAGCACACUGAGUGAUUUUGAUUCCUUGACGAGAACUGUCUGGAAUCCACGUGAUUAUCGAGAUGUCAAUGUGCCUUCGCCAGCUUGCAUGCUAAACUUGCCUCUUUUGAUUUUAGUCACAUCUUCCCCAGAGCACUAUGACAGACGGAAGGCAAUCAGGGAGACGUGGGCACGUGAUUGGUUGGAUCCCCAAAACACUGAAUGGAGAACAAUUUUCUUGAUUGGUCAGACUUUAAAUAAUCCAUCUCUGAAUAAAUCGCUGGAAAGAGAGAGUGUCGUGCACGGUGACAUUCUAAUGGGAAAUUAUUUAGACACUUACAGGAACCUGACGUUAAAAGUUCAACAUGGAAUGAGCUGGGCGCAAGAAACUUGCCAGCCACAAUACUUGCUCAAAACAGAUGAUGACUGUUUUGUUAACUCAAGGAUGUUUACAAACUUUCUGAAAACCAGCAACAAACAGCAGACAAAGCUUUAUGCCGGUUUUCCCAUUAGUAAUCUUGAGGUUGUGCGGGAUCCCAAAAGUCGAUGGUAUGUUUCCCGUGAGACUUACCGGCCGUCGCAGUUUGUACCCUAUGCCAGUGGGACUGGUUAUGUGUUGUCGAAGGAUGUUCUCCAAGCUAUGGUCAGCACUGCUCGUUAUGUACAACCGUUCGCAGCUGAGGAUGCCUACACCGGCUUACUGGCAAGUUACACAGAUAUUCCACUCCUGGAUUCAGCUCGGUUUGCCCUUAAUAAUGUCAACUGGCGUCUCUGCAACUAUUUAUUUCUUCUUGUCGUACAUGAUGUGACUCCUGACCAGCAAGUUGUUGGUUUACGAAAUUCAAUUGAGUCCCAUACCAGGUGUAAUGGUCAGGCAGAGGCAACAGAUUGGAAUUGAUUUGCAGUUUGCUGUAACAGAAUCAAUCUAUAACUUCCUAGAAAAUGACUUCAUUGUGAUACAUUGAAAGCUUCCAAAGCCAAUUUCAAACUGGAAUGUUAAAUGUUGAGAGAUACCAUUGCUGAAUGACUGAAAUAUUCAAUGAAAUAUUUCUUAAAAUUAUCCAACAGUUGAAGUUAAGAGUUGCAUUCAUAUUUGGGGAGAUAUCCAGUCAACAACAUUUUAAAUCACACAAUGUCAGAAGAUUGAUGGUAGUGGAAUAUUUGUUGCAAAAGUGAUUUAUGAACCCCAAAUAUGAAAGCGAUGAUAUUUGAAUAUGUUAACAUAAACAGCUGAUAAUGUCCUCAACGUUUCUGAUUAUUGAAAAUGUAAUAGACCAUUAUUUGUUUUAUGUCAUUUCAUUUCCUGCAAAAUAAACAAUAACACUACAUGUACAUUUAUAAAGAAAAACAGCAGACCCUUGUGUCCGGUCAGUACAAGAAAAUAUUUGGCCAAGAACUGUCACAGUUUUACAAACUAUUAUGAAAUUGAUUGACUUGUAAAAUAAUCACUUGUGAUAUAUUUGUGUGAUGCAACAGAAUAAUGAACCAGGUUUUUUUGUGAUUGUACAUAUACAAGUAAAGUUUAUGCAUUUCUCGGUCACAAGCCGGAAAACAAUUUGUUUCAAAUAAAAUCGCUGUGAAUAAGAAGAGAAGUAAUCGUAGGCAAAAGAUUUGUUUGGAAAGUACAGGCUGACUAAACUAGUUAUUUCCUCUGGUUUUGUAAUUGCCUUACAAAUAUCAAUGCAAUAUUGCCAAGUCAAUGCAAAGUUGGAGUCACUUGUUGAAGUGGAUCUCUGGGAUGGCAUUUUUGAGGUUUCCCUCCAAAGAAAGUUUCAGUAAAGUAAUGCAGCUGUAUCCUGAGCCUAUAGACUACUUUAUAGGUUUUGAUGUACAUUUGCCUUCACAUUAACGUGAAAAGUGAUUGUAAUAUUUAAUUAUUUUUAGUUACUGUAUCAUCUGGCCUAUCAGUUAAGUCCUUUUCAGAGUUUAUGGUUUUAACGUCACAUUUUUGCAUUAGAAUUACUCUAUUCCUUGAUUUUCUUGUUUUUAUUCAAUAUUUGGUCACUUAACCUGAUGACAUUGGAUGAAUUGAGUUGGUAAAAGAAAUUGUUUUAAAUGUUUGCUUUGCUCCUUUGUCAUCUGGUUUAGCAGCAUAGUCAUUGUGCAUUCAGCCGUGCACUUGAUAUCUAUUUUGUCUCCAAACCAGAAAUGAUGUUCAGUGCCAUCCCCUGUUUUUCUAUCAAAAUUCGCAAAACCAACAGCUUUUUUCUCAAUGCUUAAUUAAAUUUUCAAUAGCUGUUGGCUUGUGGUCUUGAACUUGAACAUGUCGUUGCAGCCUAGUCCCCUCUUUAACUUUGUGUUGACAAACACUACCAGGAUAUUUUCAUUUCGUCGAGGAUUUGCAGGUAAAGCUCUCGGCACUCUCUGGUGUAUGGAAACUGCUUACAAUACCUUCCGUGAACUCUUUAGUAGUUCAACCUCUCGUUAACUGUAUCAGAUGUAAUAUGGCACACCAAAUCUUGCAGGUAUAAUGUAGUUGAGUUUUUACUAAGAAAUGUGGAAGCACAAACAAUGCAGUAACAAUGCAGUUUACAUCUAGGGGGGGCCUAUAGUGUACUUAUUCCCGUAGGAUAUUUAUUAUCCCAACUACUAUUGUAAUUGUGCUCCCAAAUUUUGUCUCCAUUGAAAACCUUUUAAAUUUGCAGAUGGCUACGUGGAUUCAGGCAAAUUCCAAAUGUUCUCGUUUUCCUGUACCACGUUGGGUUUUGUAAAUUUGGGAAGAGUUCCAGUCCCCACCCCCCUUAAAACAUACAGUUCGUGCAGUAGAUGUACAAAUGUACAUUUGACAGGUCACAGGGUAUAUUGGAGAAUUAAUUUAUCAUCUUUGAAAAAAUACACUAUAUAUCAUGAACAUUUCAACUUCAUGUUUGAAGUAAAAUGUCGAGAUGGUAAAUCUAUUUUUAGAAUUCUCUGAAGUGUAACUUAUUCUCUGCUAGUAUUCUGUUUUAUGGUUGCGUGUUCCUGAUGGAGGAAGUGGAACCAGAUAUAAUUUUGUAAAUUGUGAAAUGGUGAAUUUUACGUGUAUGUACAUGUAUUUAACAACUUGUUGCAUGAUUAAUGUUACAUAAGAAAUUCAGAAGUCUUAAUUGUAAUUGUUUGGAAACAAGAUUUAUAAUACUGUACCCGAUGGUGCGAGGUAUGUCUCCUGAAUUUCAAAUAAACUUCCAAGGUAUAGUGGUUAAUUUGAAGCGAAGAAAGA
Molecule: messenger RNA, 3998 nt
Organism: Acanthaster planci (crown-of-thorns starfish)
Lineage: Eukaryota; Metazoa; Echinodermata; Asteroidea; Valvatida; Acanthasteridae
Product: beta-1,3-galactosyltransferase 1-like
Source: RefSeq, a predicted model, not a curated record